Fulvia fulva is the source of this 6840-nucleotide messenger RNA. RefSeq lists its product as uncharacterized. Gene Ontology annotation, cellular component: nucleus. Lineage: Eukaryota; Fungi; Ascomycota; Dothideomycetes; Mycosphaerellales; Mycosphaerellaceae. The transcript is spliced from 3 exons. The coding region runs from base 1 to 6840 and encodes 2279 amino acids. Gene Ontology annotation, molecular function: protein binding; protein serine/threonine kinase activity. Gene Ontology annotation, biological process: telomere maintenance; DNA damage checkpoint signaling; protein phosphorylation. The record is from RefSeq and is a predicted model, not a curated record.
AUGGCUCGCCGUACCGUCACGGUCAAUGGCACUCACACCAACGGCGAUGCGCCGCCACCAUCCACGCUGGCAGCACAAAUAGUGCAAAACCAUGGCGAAACAGCCACCUUCGGGGACAUGCUCCAGGAAAUGCUGAGCGAUCAGGCUGCCGCUCAAGAAAGUGAUCCUCAUGUGAAUGCUCAGCUUGUCAGCGUACUACUCCAGGCUGGGCUUUUGCCACUUACUACCGAUAAUCCGUUCGCGAACACGGAGGAUCUACUGCAGCAAGCCAAGGACAGCAUUACAGUCAUCGAGAGGACACUGAAGCGACAGCCAGAGGUUGCGAUAACGCAGUUGUCGUCAGAUGGGCCACAGCUAUUUCUCAGUCUACUGGCCACACUUGCUUCGUUAUGCGGCCGGCCAAAGUGUCAAGAUCUCCGCGUGCAUCCAUUGCUGAGCUCAAUAUGUACAGGACUCGACAAAUCCCUUCAUACUUGGAAGCAAGCUCACGUGUUGCGCGAGAUCGUCCAGGAGAGCGUUGAUGAUGCUCUCUUUGCUCUCGAAGCAUUGACAGCCACAAACAUCCAGGUCACCUUGACAUUGCCUCCCGCCAGAAGUGUCGGUAAGCUCUGGUCACACGGCGAGAACAGCAUUACUGCGCCUCCCGGCACUACUGCUACGAUCCACGAUGCUCAUAGAGCCCUGAUGGUAGCAAUAGAGCUAUCACUGGUCGAUGGUCUUGUCAGGCCUUGGUACCAAGAGACAAAUCUGAGGCUCCAACAAGUAGCAUUCAAGCUCAGGUCACACCUGGAAAAGGUCGAGCUCUGGCAGCACGUCCUGCAGCAUCUCCAACGCCUGGGUGACAGCGACAACAACGAGAUCAUAGCACCUCUGCUUCGGGAAACCACGAAGACACAAGAUGUCGUCAUGGGCGAUGAUGAUAAUCUUUCGACAGCUUUCCAGCAGCAGUGCAUGCUGCACCCUGGAACCAUUCGACGUAGGAAGCCUCCCAAGCGCCGGAAGAUAUCAAUCGAAGGCCUGAUUGUGCACGCCACAAAUGCUGCACAACGUACAGCUUGGCUUGCUGGAGGCCCCGAAACAGCACAGGCACUGUACGUAACGAUGUCAGACCAAGACAAAUGCACCGCCUGGCAGUCUCUAGCAGACCACGCACAGCAUGACUUGGCCGUGGCAGUCGCAACAGUCUCGAAACUUAUCACUUUGCCUGAGCUUCACGACACAAAGCGACCGAGAGUGCUAUCAAUGUCCGCCGUGGCGGCUUGUGCGCAGCAUCUUAACAACAAGCAAGGGAUCACGCUUGGAUCCUCCGAGCUUGGGAAGUAUUGCCUUCAGAAUCUGCACAGCUCAAGCCGUGAAUUACGAAUUGCGGCCAGUCGCGCACUACCUGCUUUCCUCCGACAUGACCUGGACGCAGAAGUACGCGAUACCAAUCGACAUUUCGCACUCGAAUGCCUACGAACCUUAUCCGAUCGUGAUGUAGCCAGCGAGCAAGAAACCCUUAUAGUUGCUUGGGGUCAAGUGGCGAUUGCCUGUGGUGAUCGAGAGCUCAACCUUGUUUUACUGCGCUUGGUGGACUACCUGGGUCACUCGAACAACCUAAUCUGUGGACUGGCGGCGGCAGAAAUUGAAAACAUUGCAGCAGCUAAAUGUACUACUGUAAUGGAGAUGUUUCAGCCAUUUUGGCGUUCCAUUGCCGUGUCUGCAGUGCAGGACCUGCCGACCAGGCCGAACAAGACGCAGCAGUUGUGCGACCUGCUCAACACAGACGUGGAUUCCUUCUUGAGCAUGACGCAACGCGACACCUUGCCGGCUUUGGUCCUUGCGAAGAAGCAGGAUAUCGUCCAGAGAAUCGCACAUGCAGCUGGGAGGGACUCUAUCCGUAAUGUCUGCCUGCAGCCAAUCACAAAUCUGGCUUCGAUCUUAGCGGUGCUGCUUAUGCAGUCAUCUGGCGACGUUGAGGACUCUGUCUUUGGAUGUCUCACAGCUGUCGAUUCUGCCUUCAAGGAUGUGGAUCUGGCCAGUUUGAUCAGACUCGAGCCUGUCCAAAUUGCUUGCGAGCUGCUGAAGCUUUGUGCAGAUGAGACCGACACCAGGAAGUCCAGAGCAUACCAGGCUUUCCAAAAUUUUGCAAACAUAGAGCAAGCAGCCCAAGGGCAGCGCAGGGCUCACGCAAAAGCCAGCCGAGCUGUUAUAGCACUUUUUGACAAACAUAUCCUCGGCAUACUGACGAACUUCUCGACCAUACUGGAGACUGGUCCAGAUUUUGUCGCGGACAAGAUACGUUGUCUCAAAGGCAUCGAAGAGAUCUUUACUCUCACCAAAGGCAAUAUCUCGGUUGCUCUGCCACAGAUUCGUGCCUGCUUGCAUGUCGGAUUGGACCAGCCAGCACUACAUGAAGUGGCAUUUGGCGUCUGGCUGUCACUUGUUGACUGUCUGUUACAAAGCGAAGACGUGGCGGAGAUCGUUGACGAGACCUUUGUGCUCAUAGUACGAUACUGGCCAACAAUAUCCGAUGACAUGCGGCAGAAGGUCCACGACUCGGUCAGCUCGUUGGUCAAGGCCCACAACAUCACGCUGACCGAAAACAUCAUGACGCUUCCGUCAUUGCACAGUUGUACACCACUGCUGAACAAGUUCGCUGCCGAGUUCCAGCGCCUCAAAGAUCAGGAGAGUGUCGAGAGCCAUUGCAAAGCAUUCACCCGGCGCCUGCGUGCGGAAAGCGACAAAGUCGUCCAGCAGGCUUUGGUCGAGCUCGUGCCUUACCUCGACAUCAAUCAGGCUUUUGUGCACGAGCAGGCUGCCAGCGAACAUCCAUCCGUGGUACUGCCGGAAUUGCUGCGUGCGCUGCUUGAUGUGACGGUCAAGUACUCCACUGUCAAUGAGCAGGCAGCUGAGCUCUGUGGCAAAGCACUUGGCAUCAUAGGAUGUGUUGAUCCCAACCGCGUUGAGGCAACGCGCAAGAAGAGACAGGUUCUGGUAUUGUCCAACUUCGACACUGCCAGCGAGGUCAUCGACUGGAUCCUGGCGCUUUUCGAAGACGUGCUGGUCAAGGCGUUCAAAUCGGUAACGAAUGCCAAAGCUCAAGGGAUUCUGGCAUACACCAUGCAAGAGCUGCUAUCGUUCUGUAACUUCGGCGAACUCUCUCAGUUACGACCGCGUGCCUCUCAAGCACCAGAAGCCUAUCAGAGAUGGUACAACUUGCCAGAGCACGUUCGCACGACACUGACACCAUUCCUCAGCUCGCGAUACUUUGUCGUGCCCAAUAAAGAUCUCGGACCACCUAACAGAGCUUACCCAGGCUUCUCGCUCGAUAAUAGUCACGACAAGUGGCUGCGGUCGCUCGUGUUCGAUCUGAUGCACAAGGCGAAAGGAGACAACGCGAAAGCUGCCUUUCCAUACGUCGCACGUCUCAUUCGAUACCAUGAUCUAGCAAUAGCGAGAUUCGUGCUGCCAUACGCAAUACUCAACGUUGUAAUCGGCGGCACCGUACCGGAGGUCCAAGGCCUCACCAACGAGUUCUUGGCAGUCCUGAGUUGCCGUUCAACUUUGCCGCAACAUCAAGAAUGCAUUCGACUGUGCAGUGAAAGUGUCUUUGGCGCACUGGACUAUCUCGCGGUAUGGUUACGGGGCAAGAAACAGCAGCUCGCUGCUACACGCACUGAAGCUUACAAAACUGGCCUAUCACCCACGGAAUUCGAUGAAGCACGAGACAUGGGACAGAUCGAGACCGUUGAAUCCUUCCUGGCCUCGAUUCCAGCCGAUGUCAUCGCAGAGCAGGCUGUGGACUGUCGCUCCUAUUCCCGUGCACUCUUUCACUGGGAGCAGCACAUCCGCAAGAAGAGAUCGCUAAUCCCAUCGCCUCGCAUGACGGAGCAGCACGAGAUGCUGUACGACAAACUACAGGAUAUCUACUCGCAGAUUGACGAGCCUGAUGGUCUAGAGGGUCUCGCUGUCAGACUUCCGAUCAUCAGUGACGAGCAGCAGGCUUUCAACCACGCCAAGUCUGGGCGAUGGACGGCAGCGCAAGCCUGGUACGAAUUGCAGCUGGCCGAACAGCCCACGAGCACAGCCCUGCAGCAAAGUGUCCUACACUGCCUUCAAGAGACUGGCCAAUACGCUUCAUUGCUCAGUUAUGCUAAAAGCUUCCCGAAGGAAGGCGACAGUGCUCAGGCACAUCUAGCUUCGGUGGCGCAAGCAAGCUGGAUGGUUGAAGACAUCGAGAGUCUCAGCACGAGCGUUAAGCUCCAGAACGAGAACAACCAUCAUGACUUCAACAUAGGCAUCGCAGACAUCUUGUUGCGUGUCGGAGGCCGCUCCCCGGAGCUGUUCGAGGCCAGAGUCAGCCAGCUUCGCAAGUCCGUCACAGAGAGCCUAUCGAUGGCAAGCACAGAUUCGCUACAGUUGUGCCAUUCUGAGCUGUUAAAGCUGCAUGUACUGCACGAAGUCGAAGUCAUGGCGGAUUGCGAUCCAAGCAAGGGCCUAGAUCUGCUGAAGUGUCUGGAUAAGCGUCUCACCGAGGUAGGCUCCUACGUCCAGGACAAACAAUAUAUUCUUGGUGUUAGGCGAGCCAUCAUGCGACUGCGGCCUUCGCAAUUUCCAUUGCCUCACGUGGGAACUCUUUGGCUUACUACCGCACGUCUGGCUCGUCAAGCUAAGAAUACCAGCAACUCUUACAAAGCUACAUUGAAAGCUUUCGAUUGUGGUCUGCGUGAAGCGAGGCUGGAAGAAGCGAGACUGCUUUGGCACGAGGGCCACCAGAGACAGGCUGUUCAGCUGCUGGAGAAUGCAAUCGAGUCGGGCAUGGUCACGGAUGACAAUGUCGAGGCGGACAUAAUGAUGACGGAUGUUAGCAACAGCACGAAGGGAUCCGCAAGCGAGAUUAAUGGUUACAAGCAGGAUCGUCUGAACGCAAGAGCUGUCUUGCUUCUAGCAAAAUGGCUGGACGCUUCUGGACAAAGCCAAACACAGGAUAUGUCUGAUCGUUAUCAACUCGCUGCAAGACGCUGCCAGCGCUGGGAGAAGGGCCACUAUUAUCUCGGCAAACACUACGGCAAGUUGCUCAAUGCUCAAAAGGCACUGCCAAAAGACAAGCAGAGCCAAAGUUUCGCCACAGGUGAGCUUGUGAAGCUGGUCAUCGACAACACACUACGAUCGAUACCUUUUGGCAACAAGUACUGGCACGAGACGAUACCUCGAGUACUCACCUUGUGGAUGGAGCUUGGAUCUCACUGCAUCAAGAAGGAGCCUAGGGAAAGCGCCGAGAUGUUCGACAAGCGAAUCAAGACUCUUCAAGUCACCAACAAGCAGCUUCAGAAGUACUUUGAGAGGGUUCCGCCAUACGUGUUCUACCACGCUCUGCCGCAGCUCAUAUCUCGCAUCACGCAUCCGCAUCCGGAAGUGUGGAAACAGCUGUGUAACAUCUUGACGAGGAUCGCUUCAUCUCAUCCAAGCCAAGCUCUCUGGAGUAUACUUGGUGUUGUGAGGUCGGCUGACCGCACCAGGAUUGAACGUGGCACGGAAGUGCUUAACAAACUCAGAGACCCCAAGACGAAGCCCAAGAACUUGGACGUCCAUGGCGAUCUAAAAACGCUCAUCCACCAAGGACAGCGUUUGUGCGAUGGCUUACUGCAAGCGAGUGAAGCACCUGUCGAGCCUCGGGCGGUGAAGGUCAAGUUGGGUAAGGACUUGGGCUUCAAUCAUAAGCUCGCUCCAAGUCAACUAGUGGUGCCCGUUGAAGCCACAUUGACUGCAUCGUCGCCAGCUACAGCGAACAGCGAGACGAUUCGGCGCCACAGAUCUUUCGCUCAAGACAAGGUGACCAUACAGGCCUUCACCGAUGACGUGCUGGUGCUGAACUCACUGCAGCGGCCACGAAAGAUAACUGCACGUGGCUCUGAUGGCAAGCUAUAUGGUCUACUGUGCAAGCCGAAGGAUGAUCUUCGAAAGGACCAAAGGCUGAUGGAGUUCAACGGCAUCAUCAAUCGUGCUCUCAAGCGAAAUACUGAAAGCAGCAAGCGGCGACUUUACAUCAAGACGUACGCAGUGACGCCACUCAGCGAAGAGUCCGGUACCAUUGAAUGGGUCGAAGGCAUCAAGCCGAUCAGAGACAUCUUGCUCAGCCUUUAUGGAUCGAAAGGCAUCCGACCGAACUACAAUGAGAUCAAGAAAGAUCUUGACAUGGCAUCUUCUGCUCCUGAACAUGCCCACAUCUUCGGUGAGAAGGUGCUCAACCAGUUCCCGCCUUCACUACAUGAGUGGUUCACGGAGACGUAUCCUGAACCUGACGCAUGGAUGGCAGCUCGUUUGCGGUACGCGCGUUCGGCGGCAGUCAUGUCUAUGGCAGGGCACAUCCUCGGACUCGGGGACCGUCACGGCGAGAACAUUCUGCUGGAAGAAGGGACCGGUGGAGUCUUCCACGUCGACUUCAAUUGCUUGUUCGACAAAGGCCUUACGUUCGAGAAGCCGGAGCUUGUGCCGUUCAGGUUGACGCCGAACAUGGUCGACGCAAUGGGUCCAUAUGGCUACGAAGGCCCCUUCAGGAAGUCAUGCGAGUUGACGCUAAGUUUGCUGCGACAAGAACGCGACACAUUGAUGACUGUGCUGGAGACAUUCCUGUACGAUCCCACUACCGACUUCGUGGGCAAGAAGAAGCGAUCGACUGCAGGGGUUCCAGAGACGCCGGCAGAAAUCCUGGAAAGCGUCUCGACCAAGCUGAAGGGUCUGCUACGUGGAGAAUCGAUCGUACUGAGUACCGAAGGUUAUGUCGAUGCUCUGAUCCAGGAAGCUGUGAGCCACUUCAAUCUGGCGAGCAUGUACAUCGGCUGGUGCUCGUUUUUGUGA